CGACGCUUCUUUUACUCUUCCGUCGUCCAAGGUUUUUGGUUUCUCCCACAAUCCCAUAGACGACGACGACGAUUCUGCCGGAGGGUUUGAGUUUUUGCAUUAACCACACACAAUGGUUUCGUAUCCUGCUACGACCGAGACCAUCUCUCUGGCCCUUGAAGCCAACAGCUCAGAGGCUAUCCACAUACUUUACCAAGUCCUGGAAGACCCUUCCUCAUCUCCAGAGGCUCUCCGUGUCAAAGAGCAAGCCAUUACCAACCUCUGCGAUCGUCUCACUGAAGAGAAGAGAGGCGAGGAUCUCCGUACACUGUUGACCAAGCUGAGACCUUUCUUUUCUCUUAUCCCCAAGGCCAAAACUGCGAAAAUCGUGAGAGGGAUCAUCGACGCCGUGGCCAAGAUACCUGGAACUACUGAUCUCCAGAUCACUCUCUGUAAAGAGAUGGUGGAAUGGACUCGCGCUGAGAAGAGGACUUUCCUCAGGCAGAGAGUUGAGGCUAAGCUUGCAGCUCUUUUGAUGGAGAACAAGGAGUAUGUUGAAGCUUUGGCUCUGCUGAGUACUUUGGUGAAAGAGGUUAGGAGGUUGGAUGAUAAGCUUCUUCUUGUUGACAUUGACUUGUUGGAGAGUAAACUUCACUUCUCGUUGAGGAACUUACCAAAAGCAAAAGCUGCAUUAACCGCAGCUAGGACUGCUGCUAACGCUAUCUAUGUUCCACCGGCGCAACAAGGUACUAUUGAUUUACAGAGUGGGAUUCUUCACGCUGAGGAGAAAGAUUACAAAACGGGAUACAGCUACUUCUUUGAAGCCUUUGAGUCUUUCAACGCUCUGGGUGAUUCAAGAGCUGUUUUCAGUUUGAAAUACAUGUUGUUGUGUAAGAUCAUGGUCAGCCAAGCUGAUGAUGUUGCGGGAAUAAUCUCCUCAAAGGCGGGGCUCCAGUACGUUGGUCCUGAUCUAGAUGCUAUGAAGGCAGUGGCUGAUGCACACUCAAAGAGGUCGUUGAAGCUGUUUGAGAACGCUCUCCGUGACUACAAGGCGCAGCUAGAGGAUGACCCGAUUGUCCACAGGCAUUUAUCUUCUCUCUACGACACGCUUUUGGAGCAAAACCUGUGCCGUUUGAUUGAGCCCUUCUCACGAGUUGAGAUAGCUCACAUCGCUGAGCUGAUUGGAUUACCGGUUGACCAUGUGGAGAAGAAGCUAUCUCAGAUGAUUCUUGACAAGAAAUUUGCGGGGACUUUGGACCAAGGAGCCGGUUGCCUCAUCAUAUUUGAAGAUCCAAAGGCGGAUGCUAUCUACUCGGCUACUCUUGACACCAUUGAGAACAUGGAGAAGGUUGUUGACAGCCUUUAUGUCAGGUCUGCCAAAAUCAUGGCAUGAAUGAGUGAUUGAGUUCGUGUUCUGAAUCACAUUCCAUCUCUUUUUUUUACUCUUUUUUUUUUUUUGGUUUCUUAGUUAAUCGUUUGGACUCGAAAGAAACUGAUGAUUCUCAAUGGUGAGAGUGAAACUAUUUGUCUUUACUGCUUAAAGUUUUAGGAUUUGUUUACGUAUGGAUGUUUCAGUUACCUUCGCUUUUAACUCUGAAUGG
Molecule: messenger RNA, 1580 nt
Organism: Eruca vesicaria subsp. sativa (arugula)
Lineage: Eukaryota; Viridiplantae; Streptophyta; Magnoliopsida; Brassicales; Brassicaceae
Source: the annotation of a GenBank genome assembly